ACUCGCACAGGUGAAGCCUACCUGUGUGUCACGACAGCAAAAGUACUUGUCCUUUCCCCUUAAAAAAGGCCGCGUGGAUAGAAGUUCUCGUCAAACAGCCUGUCUGGUUGUCUGGAGUCACAGGACACAAAGAUGUGGUUCAUAGCGUCCCUGCUACUUGUUCUCCUGAACGGUCAAACGGAAGCAGCGCAGUGCGCAUGCGCUACUACGGGGCUGAACGUGCGCAGUGCAGCAGGAACGUCACAUGGCAUCCUCCACGUCAUGGAGACCGGCGAUUGCGCCACCUACCUGGGCCAGUCCAGCCAGGCCGACGGAUACACCUGGCUGCACCUGAGUGUCGCUGGGCAGACUGGAUGGGCGGCCUCCAACUAUUUGCACGUGGGAGAGUGCGGUACGAGCUCAGUGCAGCUGUCCGGAUGUCCACACAUCGUCACACGUGCUGAGUGGGGUGCACGUGCACCCAAAUCUCACAUCGGCAACAUGGCGGCCUUGCCCAUCUACGUCUUCGUCCAUCAUGGCGACGGCGGCGAAUGCUUCGACAGGGCCUCCUGUAUCGCCAAAGUGAAAGAGUACCAGAACUAUCACAUGGACACUCAUGGCUGGUCCGACAUCGGCUACAACUUCGUUGUCGGUGAGGAAGGCAACGCGUACGAGGCCCGCGGCUGGUCCGAGAUCGGGGCCCACACCCUGGGCUACAACAACAACGGCAUUGCGAUCUGUGUCAUCGGUGACUUCAACAACCACGUGCCCAACGCUGCGGCGCUGGCCACGGUGAAGCAGCUGAUCCAGUGCGGCCUGGCCAACGGCAAGAUCAACCCUAACUACACCCUCAAGGGGCACCGUGACGUGGGCGACACUGACUGCCCGGGCACUGCCUUCUACAACCUCAUCCACACCUGGCCCCACUACGCCAGUGGCACGGCGCUGUACGGCUGACCGCGGGGCCUGGCCCACCACGUGACACGUGACACACCUGUCGGCUCUACUUUGGUCUUAUCUUGCUUUGCACUGUCGGCACGUUCGACACAAUUCAUCGACUUUAAAAAAAAAAUGAAGUUUUGUCUAUAGACUAAUAAAAUUCCAGACUACA
Messenger RNA from Pomacea canaliculata, 1090 nucleotides. Its product is annotated as peptidoglycan-recognition protein SC2-like. The coding region runs from base 133 to 936 and encodes 267 amino acids. Lineage: Eukaryota; Metazoa; Mollusca; Gastropoda; Architaenioglossa; Ampullariidae. The transcript is spliced from 6 exons. Gene Ontology annotation, biological process: peptidoglycan catabolic process. The record is from RefSeq and is a predicted model, not a curated record. Gene Ontology annotation, molecular function: N-acetylmuramoyl-L-alanine amidase activity; zinc ion binding.